AGGCAGACACAAAGGAGAGGCGGAUUCGUGGGAGACUGGUACAACCGCGCCCAGCUCACCCCCACACUGCGAUCCGUGAGUUCGAUCACCGUCCCGGCAGAGAGAGGGAGAGAAGAGCCCAUGGAGACGGGGAAUGCUCGCCGGCGCCCGCUGAGUUGGGGAUGAAGGAUCCCGUCCCGCCACGACCACCCCAGUCGCCUUCCUCUAGCCCGCAGAGCGGGCUGCCGGAGGUCCCAGUAAGAUUAACCAGAACAGCUGCUUGAGAAAAGACAUUGACCAUCGCUGGAGCCGCUUUUUGACUUUUCUUGGAACGUCAUAAUAAUCAGCAAAGUCAUUCGCAACUAGAAUGUUUUUGUGUGUUGUGUGGGAAGUUGAACACAAAGUGACCAAGCCUCCUGGGUCGAUAAAUUCUAAAGAUUCAUCUCUCCCUCCGGAUGAAGAGAUUGCACUCCACGUCUGUGCUGAGUGGCCGGCCCCUUGUUCUGAGACUGUGACCCUGAGUUCUAGACACCCCACAGCCAUGGGGAGACACUGUCCCUGCAUCCGUUCUGAACCCGUUCACAGUGGUUGAAUGAUCUGGAGAAAUGAGGAGCCCCUGAGAAAAUCGACAGUCAGCAGCGCAGAGGAGUCAUGGGGUUCGCCGUCGCUUUCCUCGCCCUGCUGCUGGGGCUACUCGGCGAGCAGUCGGCUGCAGAGGUGAAUCUCGAGCAGUGUCGGUUUGCACUGGGCAUGCAGGAUUCCAUCAUCAGGGAUGAGGACAUCGUGGCAUCCAGCAUGUGGUCGGAGUCCACCGCAGCAAAGCACGGCAGGUUGGGGACGGAGGAGGGCGACGGGGCCUGGUGUCCGGCUAAGGCAGUGAGCCACAAGCCCAGUGAGUUCCUGCAGGUGGACUUGCGCAGGCUGUUCUUCAUCACGCUGGUGGGCACGCAGGGCCGUCACUCCAAUGGACACGGCAACGAGUACGCCCGCCUCUACAGCCUCCAGUACAGCCGCAACGGCAAGGACUGGAAGACCUGGAAAGACCGGAGGAGGAACGAGAUCAUCACAGGAAACAUGAACCCUUACGACGUGGUGCUGAAGGACCUGGGGCCACCGAUCAUCGCCCGCUACGUGCGGUUUUACCCGAUGGCAGACCGGAUGAUGAGUGUGUGCAUGAGGGUGGAGCUGUACGGCUGCCCCUGGGAAGACGGCCUGAAGUCAUACACCGUCGCCAUGGGUCAGGUGAUGAACGCGUCAGGCCUGCCCCCCGUGAAUCUCAAUGACUCCACGUACGACGGCAACCGGAUCGGAAGGCUGCACUACGGGGGCCUGGGGCAGCUGACGGACGGGGUCCUGGGACUGGACGACUUCACCCAGAGCCACGAGCUGCGGGUCUGGCCCGGCUACGACUACGUGGGCUGGAAGAACGGCACACUGGGCCACGGCUACGUGGAGAUGGAGUUCCACUUUGAGCAGCUCAGCACGUUCGACUACAUGAAGGUCCAUUGUAACAACAUGUUCACCCACCGCGUGAAGGUGUUCAGCAAGGUGGACUGUUUCUUUAAGGCGAGUGCCACUGGUCCCUGGGAGCCGGAUCCCGUCAGCACCACCAUGGUCCACGAUGACAAGAACCCCAGUGCCCGCUUCGUCAAGGUGCCCCUGAAUCAGCGGGUCGGCCAAACCGUGCGCUGCAAGUUCUACUUCGCCGACUCCUGGAUGAUGUUCAGCGAGGUCACCUUCCGCCUGGGCUCCACCACCCCACCCCACACGGAUCUAAAGCCACGUGCUCCCGCCCCGCCGGAACGGGGGACCUUAAUCCCGCCGGUCAGAAUGUCCACCGCCAAUCACCCGAUGAAUGGCCUGACCCCGACCGUCAGUAACCUAGACUUGGAUUCGUCCAUGAAUAUCUCGCCGGAAUCUGGCCGCCCCGUUGCCAAGGCCGACCACAGCAACACCUCCAUGCUGAUUGGCUGCCUGGUGGCCAUCAUCCUCCUCCUCCUGAUUGUUAUCUUCAUCAUCCUGUGGCGACAGUACUGGAAGAAGAUCCUCGGGAAGGCUCAGCGGCGGAUUUCGGACGGGGACCUGACCGUGCGUCUGUCUGUGCCCGGCGACACCAUCGUCAUCAACAACACGCAGCCCGGCGGAGCCGCCAGCCGCCACUCCAACCUGUACGAGCGGAUCAACUCCGGGGACCUGGAAUACCAAGAGCCCAGCAGGCUGCGGAUGAAGCUUCCGGAGCUGCCGCAAGCGGCCGACAGCGUGGCUCUCCUGUUAAACAACCCAGCCUAUCACCUCUUACUCUCCGCAAACCCUCACCCGAUUGGAGGCCCUGGCUGCUCUAAGGACCAGCUUAAGCCAAUCAACACCGAUGCAUGCAAUGGGGAGUAUGCAGAGCCCGACCUCACCAAGAUGGCCGUCCAGACGGGCUUCCCGAACAGCGUGCCCCACUACGCUGAAGCAGACAUCAUCAACCUCCAGGGGGUGACCGGGAACAACACCUACGCCGUCCCCGCCGUCGCCAUCGACACGCUGGCCGGGAAGGACGUCGCCGUCGGCGAGUUUCCGCGGCAACGCCUCGUCUUCCGAGAGAAGCUGGGGGAGGGCCAGUUCGGGGAGGUUCACCUCUGCGAAGUGGACAACCCUCAGGAACUGGAAGGCCUGGGUUUCCCUCUCAACAUCCGGAAAGGCCGCCCCCUGAUGGUGGCUGUGAAGAUGCUGCGCUCGGAUGCCACCAAGAAUGCCAGGAACGACUUCUUGAAGGAGGUGAAGAUCAUGUCCCGGCUAAAAGACCCCAACAUCAUCCGGUUGCUGGGUGUGUGCGUGAGGGAUGAUCCACUCUGUAUGAUCACCGAGUACAUGGAGAACGGUGAUCUCAACCAGUUCCUCAGCCAGCACGAGCUAGGAGACAAAUUUGCAACGGCAACCAACAUCCCGAGCAUCAGUUACCCGAGUCUAGUGCACAUGGCCAGCCAGAUUGCUUCAGGCAUGAAGUACCUGGCUUCGAUGAACUUUGUUCACCGUGACCUCGCCACUCGAAACUGCCUGGUCGGUGAGAACUACACCAUCAAGAUCGCCGACUUUGGGAUGAGCCGGAAUCUGUAUGCAGGGGAUUACUACCGGAUCCAGGGGCGGGCUGUGCUCCCCAUUCGCUGGAUGGCCUGGGAGAGCAUUCUGCUGGGCAAGUUCACCACCGGCAGCGACGUGUGGGCCUUUGGUGUGACGUUGUGGGAAAUCCUGGUGCUCUGCAAGGAGCAGCCUUAUUACCACCUCACAGACGAGCUGGUGAUCGAGAACGCAGGCGAGUUCUUCAGGGAGCAGGGCAAGCAGGUCUACCUUCCCCGGCCGUCUAUCUGCCCGCAAGCUCUCUACGACGUCAUGGUCCGCUGCUGGAGGCGUGACUCGAAGGACCGGCCGACCUUCCAGCAGAUCCACCAGUUCCUCACGGAGGAUGCCAUGAAUAUGGUGUAGAAGGGACUCGGGCCGGGGAACCGGCCAACGCCAUCUCCGCGGUCACUUGAGACCGAAGGCCAACGCGUUGAGGAGGGUCUUUCGGGAGCCAUCGUCGCUGUAGGAGCUUUCUCUUAGGGCCGGGGUUGGAAUCUCUGCUGUUCGUAGGUUUUAAUUUUCUUUUGUCUUGCAGUAGUCACUUGAACAGAACUUGAUUGCCAACCAAUCUUUAUGCACUUGGGCUCUCCGGUACCAGGACCCCUGCGGCUCCGCGGAAGAGUGGUGACACACUGGCUUCGCGACAGGUUCCAAUCCCCACUGCUAUCCCAGGACACCCACACUCAAUAUUCAGAUCGAACCCGGGAGCCGGUUUCCCCUCUCCCCCAACACCCCCCCCCCAUCCCGGGAAUUGCCUGGGAAAAGCCUGUUGCAGAAGGAUUGAGAGCUGCGAUCCCUUCGGACUUUCUUUUUUGGAAAAACACUGGAAUUUUUAAACUUUACCGCAGGUGAGAAAGUCCCGUGACAUCUCUCUCUCCUGACAGUUCACGACACUCCAUCUUAGCUCCCUGCUGCUGGCGGGGAGCGGUGUUUUGUGCAUCAUCUCACUGCCUCUCUGGCCUUGGCCACAACGUACUACUGUGAUACGGAAUGUUUGUUUGACUACUAACACUUCAGCCUUUGGGGAGAGAGGGAGGGUGGCUGACUGACUGUGUGUGUGUGUGUGUGUGUGUGUGUGUGUGUGUGUGUGUGUGUGUGUGUGUGUGUGGGCAGGAGGGUCUGCAUCAGAAGGUUGGGUCAGGAGAAUAAAGAGGGAAUUGGGGAUUGAUUGACCACUGAAUGUUAAUGGAUGAGAGUGAGUGAGUGUCUCUGUCUGUCUUUGUCUCUAUCUCUCUCUCCCUCUCUGUCUCUCUCUCUCUGUCUCUCUGUUUCUCUCUCUCUCUCUCUCUCUCUCUCUCUCUCUCUCGCUCUCUCUCUCUCAGUGUGGAUGUAUGCAAGUGUCAUUGAAUGUAUACAGGUGAGUUUGCUUGUGUCUAUGAAGGAGAGGAUGGAUGUGUGGGGAACUGAGUGUCUGUGUAGGUCUGAGUGUGGGUGUGUGGAUGGGUGUGUGGACAAGUAUCUGUGGAUGUGUUCAAAAAAACAAACUGCUGGAGAAAACCAACAGGGACCUGCCUCCCUGGUCUGUGUACAUUUGGUUGGGUGUGCAUGGAUAUGUUUGUGUUUUCUCUGUGUUUGUGCACACCUGUGUGUGCAUCUGAGCAUGUGUGUGCCUGGAAGUGUGUGUGCAUGUGUAUAUUUAGGGGUGUGUGUGUCCGCAUAUGUGUAUCUGUAAAUGUGUACAAGUGUAUACAUGGUGUAUGUGUGCAUAUGUAUAUUCGGGUGGGUGUGCAUGGAUGUGUGUGUGUGUGUGUGUGUGUCCCCCCAUAUAUGUGUCUCUGUGUGUAUGUGUGUCUGUCGCCACAUAGGUGUAUCUGUAGAUGUGUGCACUGUGUGUGCAUGUGUGUGUGUGCGUGUGUGUGCAUGCCCGCCCAUGCCUGCGUGCAUUUCAGAGUGAGGGAGAGUUGCUGUUAUAAGUUUACUGAAAUCACAAGUAGAAAAUUAAUUGGACACUGGCUCCAGCUCCUCCGAGAGUUGUCCAUUGUGCAAUCCCAGAAUAACCAGAAACACAACAACUGAGCCACCAGAAUUGCAGAAUGCAUUUCUGAUAAGUCACAGAAUUCUUGCAACAUGGAGUUCACUGCCUGGGUCAACACUGGACCACUGCAAACUGACUUGAUCAACCAGCCCCCCCGCCCCCACAAAGGGGGGGGCGGCAUCACUCCUCUCUGAGUGACCGAACCAGCGAUGCUUGAAAUCCAGCACUAAUCCUACUUACUCACAGGGACAAUUUCAGUUAACUGGACGAUGAGCUUCCCAACUGAUCCUUUGGAAUUCACCAACAGGACCGCUACUGGGAUGGUUUCGAUCGUUCUGCAUUUGAUUCAGCGCUAGUUGAAUGGGGAAGCUUGGCUUCUGGCUGCACUUGGCUCCUGAGGGUGGGGGGUGGAACCACAAGUCUGGUGAAUUAGCCUUGUUCAUCAGCUUGAAGACUGAUGGACGUGGCAUGUGAGCGAUUGCCUUCAGUUGGAAGAGCCCCCGCCCCCCCCACACACACACAAUAGCCACAGAGUAAGGGGCUUGGAGGCAUUCAAAAUGGCUUAACUACUGAAUAUGCAUCUGACUACUAUGUGGACAAGUAGAGGGUCUGACAGCUUCACUGGGGAAAUUGGGCAUUGCCCCUGUUACUUCUGGUGCACCAAUGCCUCAAGUUAUCCAUGAAACCUUUGCCUUUUCCCCCCAUGGUGCUCAGCCAGGCCUAAAGGUAUAGAGGGAUGAUGAAGUGGUCCAAGUUGCCCCCUCGAUGGGCUUUAUGGGCCGUUGCUCAACUUGGGCAGAGGAUUUGAUGGGGGGGGGGGGGGGGAAGCAGUUGGCUUGAACCCAACUGGUGGGACAGGAACCCCGUGGGGUGGUGGGAAACAUUGGUGUCUAUAAACCCCCACAACAUUGAGAUGGGACAGAGAGCGUGCACAGAGACAAAGUCGUGCCUGGUUCCGCUUCCCCUGCCCUGACCCUGCAGAGCAAUGUGGUUAAGUCACUGGAUCAGUAAUCGGAGAACUGGACUAAUGCCACGGAGACUGGGUUUAAACCCUAAAGUGGCAGUUUUGGAAUUAAACUUACAACCAGGUAGAGCUGCAAUUAAAAUAAAACUGGGAUUGGGAAAUGACAAUGAAGUCACCAGACUACCGCUUAAAAAAAAUCUGAUUAGUUGCUGUCCUUGAGAGAAAGGAAUGUAUUGUUCUUGUCCGUCCCGUGACUCCCCGCCCACCUGCUGUCUGAAACCAUCACCUUCCCCUCAGGGUUUCGAUGCCAACAACCUACCCCAUCCUGUGAAUGGAUAAUCCGUUGGGCCCAUCCAAUGUUUGCAAGUCCCAAGAGACAAUACUACCAAUCCAACUGCCACACCCACCAACCCUGGGCCCUGCACUUCCUCCGCUGAACAGGGGAGGGGAAGCUGACAGUGUGUGGAAUCCGAGCUGGCUCCCAAACAUUGCUCCAUUCUGUUCGGUUCUAAAGUCAGCUCCCAAGAUCAGGAGCCGUUCUAAUCACUAAAGCAACUGGCCAGCUCCAAUCUUCCUCACUCCCCACCCCACGGUACAGAAAUCUGACAAGCUGGCUUGUAUUACCCUGAAAUAUACAAGGUCUAGACACUGUAGGGUUUCGGGGAGGGGUUGGGGGAAGUGUUAAAGAGUUGAUGAAAGAUGUUCCUGCUGGUAGGAAGUUUUUGAGGAAUGGGAAGCCAUCCUUACUGGAAGCCAGAUUCAGUAAUUCUCAAACCGAAGGUCGAAGCGUGCGACUCUCGCCCACUAACCUUGGCAGGUGGUGGUUCCAUUAAUAGGUUCGACCCUGCGGUCUACGGAUGUUGGCAGGGCAGGAGGGUAGGACGGGUUAUAGACCAGUCUUGAUCCCAGUAGAAGGUUUGAGGGUCUCCACGUUCUCCCAUGCUGCCCUGUAGGACAGACUCCGCAGAAACGUCUGAGCAUACAGACUGUACCGAUCCAACCGACUGAGUUACGAAACAAAAGCAGAAAAUGCUGGAAGACCUCAAGCCGGUGAAGCAGCAUCUGUGGAAAGAGAACGCAGUUAACACUUCCAUAGAACCAUACAGCACAAAACAGGCCCUUCGGCCCACCAUGCUGUGCCGUCCAUCAGACCCUCACACUACCUAACCCCUUCCUCCCGCAUAUCCCUCUAUCUCACAUUCCUCCAUGUGCCUAUCCAACAAGGUCUUGAACCUGUUCAAUGUAUCAGCCUCCACCACCACCCCAGGCAGUGCAUUCCAUGCACCAACCACUCUCUGGGUGAAAAACCUCCCUCUGACAUCUCCCCUGAACCUCCCACCCAUAACCUUAAAGCCAUGUCCUCUCGUCUUGAGCAUUGGUGCCCUGGGAAGGAGGCGCUGACUGUCUACUCUAUCUAUUCCUCUCAAUAUUUUAUAUACCUCUGUCAUGUCUCCUCUCAUCCUCCUCCUUUCCAGUGAAUAAAGCCCUAGCACCUUAAGCCUCUCCUCAUAUUCAAUACUCUCCAAUCCAGGCAGCAUCCUGGUAAAUCUCCUCUGCACCCUCUCCAAUGCCUCCACAUUCUUCCUAUAAUGAGGCGACCAGAACUGAACACAGUACUCUAAGUGUGGCCUAACUAGAGUUUUGUAAAGCUGCAUCAUCACCUCGCGGCUCUUAAACUCAAUCCCGCGAUUUAUGAAAGCCAACAUCCCAUUGGCCUUCCUAACUGCUCUUUCCACCUGUGAGGCAACGUUCAAUGAACUGUGAAUAUGAACCCCCAGAUCCCUCUGCUCCUCCACACUUGCCAUUCACCCAGUACUCUGCCCUGGAGUUUGUCCUUCCAAAAUGUACCACUUCACACUUCUCUGGACACUUCGGAUCAGGAAUUCUCAAUGCGAACCGGAGGUUGAAGUGUGGGACUCCGGCAGAGGGUGCAUUGCUCGGAACAGGCUGAGUUCUUGUACACUACUAUAUUGUUUCAGAUUUCAGUUUUAUUUUAGUUUCAGCCCCGAUGCAGGGUCUCGACCCGAAACGUCGACAAUUCCUUUCCUCUCACCGAUGCUGCUCGACCCGCUGAGUUCCUCCAGCAGAAUGUUUCUUGCUGCAGAUGCCAACAUCUGCAGUUUCUUGUGUCUUCGGUUUACUUUGCGGCUGAGUUUGCCCAUGUGUGGGUGUAUUGGGACAAAAUCCUCAUCGCGUGGUAGUUUGAGGCUGGCGAUAUCGGCUUUAACUUGUGUACACUGAUCACCGCGAAUCUCAGGUAGGCGUGGUGUCAUUUAACCUUCGAAAUCUUCGGAGAGAAGGAUAGAGCUUUCCACCAAUCCAACUACUGAUCAAGCGGGAACUUUAAAUGUCCUGUCUUCAAAUCCAGGAAUUAGGUGGUCAUUUGUUCUUGAACCAUUCAACUUAUUGCAGGUACUGUGGAUGUUAAAGAUUAUAUGUAACGAGGAAGUAUCUGUGUAGUAUAGUUUGACUGAUGUAUACGGUGAGAUAUUGAUGGAUUUUUUUUUUCUAAUCCUUUUGUGUCAUGCUGGAAUCAAACUGUCCUGAAUUCUGUGGGGGUUGUGUAAAUAUUUUACAAAGAGAUUUUUACACUAAUAUAUAUGAAAUCACUUUGACGCUUCUCUGUAGAUCUUGUUCUUGCUUGCAUUGCUGUAGAUGUUUGUAAUAAAGUCUCUUUCGAGUGUUUAAUGCUU
This is a messenger RNA of Pristis pectinata (smalltooth sawfish), 8716 nucleotides long. RefSeq names its product discoidin domain-containing receptor 2-like. Gene Ontology annotation, biological process: cell surface receptor protein tyrosine kinase signaling pathway; multicellular organism development; positive regulation of kinase activity. Gene Ontology annotation, molecular function: protein tyrosine kinase collagen receptor activity; collagen binding; ATP binding. The record is from RefSeq and is a predicted model, not a curated record. The transcript has 20 exons. The coding region runs from base 631 to 3447 and encodes 938 amino acids. Lineage: Eukaryota; Metazoa; Chordata; Chondrichthyes; Rhinopristiformes; Pristidae. Gene Ontology annotation, cellular component: membrane; signaling receptor complex.